UAUAAUUUGCUGCUUUCAUUAUCUGAAACCUUAUUGAGGAGUUCGUGCAAGAAGAAGAAUAAUCAUGUCGUUGGAAUACUCGCAGAAGCAAUUGCUGAGACCAUUGACCCUGUCAGAUGACCAGGUGUUGGAUUUAGUUCGUGGUUGCUAUGUUGUCAACAAGCCUGGUGAAACCUUCAAAGUCGAGGCUCUUUUCAAUGUUGCUGCAGACGUCAUGGGUCCUUCCAUUGGUCUUGCCAAUCCAAGCAUUAAGCUGAAUGUUGCACAAGAGACGAAGGACAAGGCUUACCUUGCAAACUUCGAGUCACCGACACAUUUACUCAAGCAUAUUGCUUGUCAGAUGAUGCAAACACGACACGAUGAGCACUAUUCAUUCGCACACAAAACAACAAUGGCGAUUCUGAAAGAACUUGACGCGUAUUCAUGGUGUGCGAAAGCAGUGACCGCUCUGGCUGCAUUUGCAUUAGAGUAUGGGAAUUUCUGGCACCUUUUUCAAGUUCCGAAAGAUGACAAUCUCGGAAAAUCAUUGGCUGUGCUGAACCAUGUUCAAGCCUUCGAGAGAAGCCGCAGUGACAUCUCCGACUACAAUCUCGUUGUCAAGAAUGCGUUCCUCUGCGUCGAAUAUCUGGUUUCGAUGGAGAGGAUGUCCAAACAAGGCUAUGACCUGAAGGAGGACAUCCCAACGUUGGGGAAAGCCAUUCAGGAAUUUCCUGUCUUCGUUUACUGGACUGUCCUCACCAUUGCCAUCUGUGCAAGUUAUAUUGAUAUCCUCUUGGGUUAUUCGUCGAGUGGACAUGAAUUAUCCAAUAUCAGCAGCAAGAUUUCAACUGUUGUCAUCAAAUUAAAGAAUUAUCUGGCAAAGAUAUACAAUGAUGAGAAAGGACCAGUAGAUGAAUACAAUGAACGUUACAGGGUGGUCUUUCAAACUCCCACAGAGAUAGUGCAGGUUUUGAAGUGCCUUCUUCUCCCCAAAGAUUUGAAGGACCCACAUGUUUAUCAUGGCUCCACUGGAUCAAUGGUGAGCAUCGAGGUGUUCAGGCAGAAACAUGUGUUGCUGUUCCUUUCUGGGCUGUACAGCAUAGAAGACGAGACUCGUCUGUUAAAAUCCAUCCACGCAGGACUGAGGAAAGAUCCAAAAGAAGUCCAAGGAUUCAAGAAAGACGAAUUCAAGAUCCUGUGGGCCCCAAUUGUUGAUUAUGACUCAUCUGUAACUGGAGACCCAAAAGACAAGAAAAAGUUUGAAGAGUUGAAGAGACAGAUGGACUGGUACGUGGUGGAGUACUCCAUUAUUCCUCCAAUAUGCAAGAAGCUUAUCAGAAACGGACUCAAAUAUCAGAAUAAACCUAUGGUCCCUGUGUUUAAUCCUCAAGGUCAUCUAACAAACAAGAAUGCUUUGCACAUGUUGUUUGCUUGGGGUGAUCCAGCUUUCCCUUGGGGCGAAGACGAUGAUUUGCAUCUUAACAUGGAAUGGAACUGGUUCUGGACCGAAAUGAAGAGACACAAUCCAGAAAUAGAUCAGUGGAUCAAGGAAGAAGCAUAUGUCAUCGUCUGUGGACGCACCGACGUGGACUACUCCUACGACCAGUUGUUGCAGAACAUGCCGGAGCUAUUGGAGAAAGUCAAGAGAGACGAGGUUACCAAAAGAUCUGACGUGAUCAUACAUUACUAUCACCAUGGAAAAGGUAAAGACGAGCUGAGGAUUGUCAAUGCAUUCUGGGCUUACCUCGAGAACUUGUUCGACAGCAUGAGGAAGAAGACGACCAUAGACCCUUCCUUCGAGCAAGUUAAGGCCUUCCUCGGACUCCGACAUGAACAGGCUGGUUGGGUUCUUCUCAGCAAAGGGUCCAACGUUAAGCUGCUUUGUCGUGGAGACACUUUCUAUCAGACGCUUAAAGAGUUCGAUUCAUGGAAACUCAACAUCGAGAACGAUCCUGGGUUUGAUGUGUCCUUCACAAAACAUUAUGAGAUUGUCUUCUCUCAGCUUCCUCCUCAUGCGAAUUGUCUUCGUUUGGAUAUCAAGUACCAUGUGAGUGAUAUCUAUUCUCCGAUUCGUUGCAUGUGUGGUCGUACAAUGGACAUUGAGUUAGUCAGAUAUGUUUGCUGCCAUGGAAACAAAGAGGAAGCUGCCGAUGCUAGCGACGGCGAUGUCACGGUUCGCAAGUAGGAAACCAGUUUCGGGCUGCCAGCCGGCGGUCCCCUCAACAAGGCUAGAGAGAAAUAAGAAGACAGGAACAGGUCCUACUUGUGUGCACGUGGAUCUCACAAAAGUAGGUUUGUUUGUUUCUUUCUUUUGACUCUUUCUAACUUUUGAAGCUAUGGUUUCGAUUUGUGGUGGUUUUAAUUAAUUACUAUGUUAUUUUGGUUAAGUCUACUUGGCAGACGAAUGAUGUGUUGGUGUGUGACUUUUAGCCUCUCUGUGUUGUUGCCCUUUUCAUGGUGUUUAUAGAAUAAAUGGCUUAUAAUUCGUCUGCUUGUUAUGAUGGAAAAGUUUAUUUUGAUAUAAUAAAAUCCCUCCUUUAAUUUGA
This is a messenger RNA of Prosopis cineraria, 2525 nucleotides long. Its product is annotated as protein SIEVE ELEMENT OCCLUSION B-like. The coding region runs from base 65 to 2164 and encodes 699 amino acids. The record is from RefSeq and is a predicted model, not a curated record. The transcript is spliced from 7 exons. Gene Ontology annotation, biological process: phloem development. NCBI's taxonomy places the organism in Eukaryota, Viridiplantae, Streptophyta, Magnoliopsida, Fabales, Fabaceae.